This is a messenger RNA of Pyricularia pennisetigena, 1596 nucleotides long. RefSeq lists its product as uncharacterized. The coding region runs from base 1 to 1596 and encodes 531 amino acids. NCBI's taxonomy places the organism in Eukaryota, Fungi, Ascomycota, Sordariomycetes, Magnaporthales, Pyriculariaceae. The transcript has 2 exons. The record is from RefSeq and is a predicted model, not a curated record. Gene Ontology annotation, molecular function: heme binding; oxidoreductase activity, acting on paired donors, with incorporation or reduction of molecular oxygen, reduced flavin or flavoprotein as one donor, and incorporation of one atom of oxygen; iron ion binding.
AUGUUCAACAUCACCACUACUGUCCAGAUCGCUUUGGCAGCAAUCGCCUCUGUGUGGAUAUGGAGGCGCACAAGGCUUUACUAUCGGCGCCGGAACCUGAAGCUGAUGCACGGCUGCAUGGACGUUCCCGAGAUUCCGGAUUGGGAUCCGAUCCUGGGCCUUGGGUUCACGUAUAAGUUCGUCACGAGUGACAUCAACCAACAGCGGCUCAUACACAACGUAACUCAGCAGCUCCAGACGUACGGCUAUACCCACGCAAGCAAAGUCAUGGGACACCGGCUGUUUUUCACGUGCGAGCCCGACAAUCUCAAAGCGGUCCUGCAGGGGCAGUUUGACCAUUUCGACAACGAGCUCCGUUCCGUGCCGGCGGGGCAUUUCAUGGGCAAAGGCAUCUUUCUGGCCGACGGCGAGAAAUGGCAACGAUCGCGGGCCUUGGUGCGGCCAAACUUUGCCCGAGACCAAGUCGCGGAUCUGGGGUCGCUGGAACGCCAUUUCCAGAUACUCCUCUCCAUCCUUCCCCAGGACGGCUCGGCGGUCGACUUGUCUCCGCUCUUUUUUGCCUUUACCAUGGACUCCAUCACCGAUUUUCUGUUUGGGGAGUCGGUAAAGGCGCUGCAGGCGCAUGCGUCGGCCGGACGGGCCGGUCCUGGCGGUGGUGGCGGUGGUGAAGGCGGAGGUGGCGUCGACGCGAACAGCCCCUGGGACCAGGAGGGGAUAGAAAAGUUCGCCGAGGCCUGGGAGUACGCGCAGAACGACAUGCUGUUCCGCUUCGUGCUCGGGCCCGCUCGCCACGUGUACCAGGACAAAAAGGCCAACCGGUGCGUCAAGAUGAUCCACGACCACGUCGACAGGUACGUGGACGAGGCGAUCCGCUUCCGCAACGAGGAGCUCGCGCGGGUCGGCGGCGAAAAGAGGACGGGGUCCGACGGGCGGUACAUCUUCCUCUACGCGCUGGCGGAGCAGACUCAGGACCGCAGGGUUUUGCGGGACGAGCUGAUGAACGUCCUCAUGGCUGGCCGUGACACCACCGCCGCGCUUUUGAGCAACCUGUUCCAUACGUUUGCGAGACGGCCGGACGUUUGGGCAAAGGUGAAAAACGAGGUGCUGCACCUCGAGGGCAGACUGCCGAAAUACGACGAUAUACGCAACAUGACGUAUCUGCGGUGGUGCAUUAACGAAUCUCUACGCCUGCAUUCUGUAGUCGGCGUCCUGGGCAAGCAAGCAUCGUUCGACACCACUCUACCGCGCGGCGGCGGGCCCGGCGGCAAGUCGCCCAUAUUCGUCCCCAAAGGCUCCGUGGUCAUGUACAGCAUGCUCGCGCAGCACCGGCGCAAGGACCUCUUCGGGGAAGACGCGCUCGAGUUCCGCCCGGAGAGGUGGGAGACGCUGCGGCCGGGGUGGAACUACGUCCCCUUCAACGGCGGGCCGCGCAUCUGCGUGGGCCAGCAGUACGCCUUGACGGAAGCGUCCUACCUCGUUGUGCGGUUCGCACAGACCUUUGCCGCCGUCGAAAGCCGCGACCCGGAGCCCUGGAGCAUCGGGAAACGCCUGUUGACUUGUCCGAUGAACGGGACCGUCGUCUCGCUCCGCCGCUGA